AGUUUAACACCACCCAUACCCAAUACUAUAGUCCAAGCCUUCCCCCUCUCUCUAUACCGUUUGGUUAUUGGCCUAACAAAUUGGCACCAAAACCAUUUCCCAUUUCCCCAAACAACUCCUUAAAAACACACUCAAAAUUCUCACUUUCUCACACUCUUCACUUCACCUCCCAAUUCCAACGUCACGGCCAUGGCUGGAUCAGGAACUCUGAGUCUCUCCCAAUUCCCAAUCCACAGACCUCUUCCAUUUCCUAAAAACAAACCACAAACAACCAGAAUUUGCAUUAGAGCCAUGUCAGGAGAAAAUUCUUCAUCUUCUGUCACCACACAACAAGAACCAUCACCAAUCUCAAUUUCUCCUCCUCCCAAUUUCAAACCUCCCGAACCUAAACGCUUUAUCAUUAGACCUGACAAGAGGAUUGAAAUCCUCAGUGCUUCGCUUUCCUUGUUCUUUCGCCUUGCUACUGGAGUUUUCGCCUCUGGGUAUUCUUUCUCGUUUGUUUCACAGGAUGAAGUUCCAUCAGACGAAUAUGCUUUUAGACUUUCUGGCAUUACAGUAAAAGAAACAUCAAAGUUAGGCGCUCGACCAGAGAAACCCAUUGAAAUAUAUGAAUUUGAAAGCUGCCCAUUUUGUCGGAAGGUUAGAGAAAUAGUUGCUGUUUUGGACCUUGAUGUUCUUUUCUAUCCUUGCCCGAGAAACGGCCCAAAUUUUCGUCCGAAGGUUGUUCAGAUGGGUGGUAAACAGCAGUUCCCUUACAUGGUUGACCCAAACACUGGUGUUUCAAUGUAUGAAUCAGAUGAAAUAAUUCGGUAUUUGGUUGGCACAUAUGGUGAUGGAAACAUCCCUCUCACUUUAUCACUCGGAUUUUUAACGUCACUGACUUGUGGUCUUGCUAUGCUUAGUCGUAUUACAAAGGGAACAACAUAUACUCCAGCAAAAUUACCACCAAAGCCACUUAAGUUAUGGGCGUAUGAGGGGUCUCCUUUCUGCAAAGUCGUACGGGAAGUUCUCGUGGAAUUGGAGCUGCCACAUUUGCUUAUCAACUCUGCUAGGGGUAGCCCAAAAAGAAAUAUACUAUAUCAGAAAAAGGGACAUUUCCAGGUACCUUUUCUGGAAGAUCCAAACACCGGAAUAGAAAUGUUUGAGAGUGCCGAAAUUAUAGAGUACAUUAGAGCAACUUACACUCUUUAGUGAUUGAUGCCUUUUGCAGCCAAUAUCACUUUCAUCAAUAAUUUUUUCUUACAAGUUACAAUCUCCAGUUAAUGAUUUUGGUGAGGCUUCUUGUAAAAUCUAAAUUGGUGUUACACAGAAAAAUCAAUUUGUUACUAUAGAAAAAAAAUCAAAUAGUGGAUUUAGGUGCUUCAAUAUUGAAGUUAUACAAUGGUUGGUUUGAUUUGAGGUAAUAAAAACUGUGAGUUUCAAAAGUAGAAGUAUAUAUAAAAAAAUAUUAUAUAUAUUUCAGUCUUCAUUGUUGUCCUACAAGGCUACAAUACAAGGCCAUUUACUAUACUGCCUUUCAAAAUUAAUUUUCCUGCCUUCAACUUGUACAAUUUAUUUAUGAGUAAAUUAUCAUAUUAAUCUUGCAUAUAUUAA
This is a messenger RNA of Lathyrus oleraceus (garden pea), 1593 nucleotides long. RefSeq lists its product as uncharacterized. The transcript is spliced from 12 exons. The record is from RefSeq and is a predicted model, not a curated record. Lineage: Eukaryota; Viridiplantae; Streptophyta; Magnoliopsida; Fabales; Fabaceae. The coding region runs from base 190 to 1191 and encodes 333 amino acids. Gene Ontology annotation, cellular component: chloroplast.